Messenger RNA from Rhodotorula graminis WP1, 769 nucleotides. RefSeq lists its product as uncharacterized. Bases 1 to 675 code for a protein of 224 amino acids. The transcript is spliced from 4 exons. Lineage: Eukaryota; Fungi; Basidiomycota; Microbotryomycetes; Sporidiobolales; Sporidiobolaceae. The record is from RefSeq and is a predicted model, not a curated record.
AUGGGCGCAGCAGACGACCGACCGCUACCAGAUGGGUGGAUCAAGCAGUGGGACAGCAACUACCAGCAGAACUUCUACGUCGACACCAAGGCGACGCCGCCCAAGUCCGUCUGGAGCCUCGACGAGGUGUUCGCCUCGGCCCGACCCGCCUACGCUCCUCCACCAGGGCCGCCACCUCCUCUCCGCUCGGGCCAGGACUCGUCGAGGAGCUCGCAGCAGUACGCGGGCGCUGGGCAGUCGGGUCCGCCGGCGUACGAGCAGGCGACGGGCGCGAGGGACUCUGCCGGCGGUGGGGGCGGAGGCUACCAUGGCGGCGGCGGAGGCUAUGCUCAGCCCCAGCAGGGUUACGGCUACCAGCAGCAGCCCCCGUACGGCGCCGGGUACCCGCAGCAGGGCUACAUGCAGGGCGGCUACCCGCAGCAGCAGCAGCCGAUGAUGAUGCAGCAGCCGAUGUACGGCCAGCCCAUGUACGGGCAGCAGCAGAUGCCGAUGCAGAGCCGAGGGCGCAUGGGCGGCGGCGGCGGCAUGGGCGGCAUGGGCGCGGGCAUGCUCGGCGCAGGUGCAGGUCUCCUCGGCGGCAUGAUGGUCAUGAACGCGAUCGACGACUCGCAGCAGGAUGCGUAUCAGGAGGGCUACGAUGAUGGCGGAGGAGGAGACGACGGCGGUGGAGAGUGAGCGCGACCUCUAUAGCUGGCGCCGUCCUUCCUCUUCUUCGCGCUCUCAUGAUCUGUCUCUCGGUGCAAUAUCACUCGAUCCUCUCGGUCUGAAC